AUGUCUCUGAACCACUCUACCGAUGACGAUUACUCCAUAGAUCCGACCAAACCGUUGCGUGGCAUCAUUGUUUGCUGCACCAGUAUUCCAACCGAGCAGCGGAGUGAAAUAGAGCAAAAGGUUGUCGAGCUCGGAGGCGUGCAUAGGCACGACCUUACGGAAGAUGUCACGCAUCUCAUCGUUGGCGACUAUGACACGCCAAAGUACCGCCAUGUCGCUCGAGAACGGCCCGACAUAAAGGCCAUGGAGGCCGCAUGGAUCGACGAGAUUGCACAGCUAUGGAGGUUCGACGACGAUAUAAACUUACGAGAACUUGAAGAGAAAUAUAAACUUCGGCCACUUGCCAAAUGCGGCCGGGAACCGGUUCUUGAAGGGCAACCGACCCCGGAACAAGACUCCCUACUGUUAUGCUUAACCGGCUUCGGCGACCAACGCGAUCAGAUCGCGGAGCGCAUCACCACCAACGGUGCUAAACACACCGGAGACUUAACUAGAAAGUGCACACAUCUGAUUGUCAACGCUCCAGAAGGUAAAAAGUUUACGGCAGCUAGAAAUUGGGGCGUUCGGACUGUGACACUGGCCUGGCUUGAUCAGAGUAUUGAGCGUGGCAUGAUCCUCGAUGAAGCCAAAUUCGACCCUCUUCUCCCAGCGGAAGAACAAGGCGUCGAUGCGUGGGUAAAAAAAUUACCACGCAGGAAGUCCUUUGGCAAGCGAUCUAGAUCGUCCGAUUCGAUCACAACGGAAGACGGCGUUCGAAAGCUGCGCAAAACUGCUAGCAUGAAACUGAGUUCGCAGAGAAAUUCUCUUUGGGACAAUAUCCUGGGACGUUCGGACUCAAAGGAAUAUUCGUUCAACGAAGGCCAAGGAGGAGACAGGCCUGCUGUGCCAGAAAAGCUAGCUCCGGUACAGCCAGAUGGCAUCUUUGCUAAUUGCAUAUUCUUCAUGCACGGCUUCCGCUCCCAGCAGGCCGAUGUCUUACAGCAAACAUUACUGUCCCUCGACGGUAUCAUCGUGGCCUCCCUUGAAGAGGCCGCCACUUCGCAAACAGCAGACCCUUGCUGGCGCUUUCUGAUAGUGCCCCAAAACUCACAGCCUGAUACCCAUCCGCAAUCGCAGCAUAACAAUCUGCACAUUGUCACGGAGUUUUACAUUGAGAGGUGCUUGCAAGACAAGCACUUUCUUCACCCCGAUGACCAUGUCUUGGGACGGCCGUUCCCCUCGUUUCCCAUUCCUGGGUUCAGCUCCUUGACUAUCUGCAGCUCAGCGUUUACCGGACUUGAGCUCAACCAGGUUGCUCGAAGUAUAAAGCAAUUGGGUGCAAAAUUUGAGGAGCAAUUUCGAAAAGACACCAGUCUUUUGGUAUGUCGCUCGUUUGACUCUAUACGCAAAGACAAAUUACGAUAUGGUGUGGAAUGGGGCGUACCGAUUGUGUCCGCAGACUGGCUAUGGGAAUGCAUUAAUACUGGAUACAAGGUGCCGCAUGAGGACUUUAUCUUUCCCCAGCUAAGGACACGCUACAAACCCAAAAAUGGGCAGUACACGAACCCUCGGGACGAACAAAGUGCAGCGCAGAAGACGGUUGCGAAAUCCAGUACAUCACGCCCACCAGGAGGAGCUGGCAUGGACCCAACAGCAUUCGAUAGAGAGACCCCAAAAAAGCCACCGAGCAAGACGAGAAGCGCGCGGCAUGAGGAAUCCACAACGUCUGCCGACUUUGUCACAGCAGUCUCACAGCCAGCGCCACCUCGACAAGCCACGCCACUGUCAGAGCUGUCAUCAGCAUCGGUGAACAAAUCACCAUCUCCAACCAAGACGCUUGGAGCGCAACUCCCUCGGCACAAGUCAGAUCCGGUUGGCAACGUCGAGAAUGAAAAGCCGCCGGCGAAUAGAGCGCCAUCUGCCCCGCCAGCGCCCCGACCCGACACCAGCUCCGACGAUGGCAACAACCAGGAAGAGCUAAACGAGGCACGGCGAGCUGCUCGGGCUGCAGAGAGACAACGGCUUGCUUCCGAGCUAACAAACCUACUGGAUACGACCAAGGCGCAGCCAGCUAUGGACAUGGAUCUGGCUACUGCAGGAACAGCUUCGAGCCACCGACCGCGCAAACGCCAAAUUCUUGGCCGGGCAAUCAGCAACGUAUCGAAUGCCAGUAGUGGAAGCGGGCCGGCGCCCGCGUCGCUACGGUCAGCGUCAGCCAUUGGAGGCGAUAUGGAACACGAAUUUGAGCAGGAAAGGCCGCCGCCUGCGACGCAACUAGAAUAUGUCGAUCCGGAUGCGCAGAAGCGCAAAGCCCAGCUCAUGAGUCGAAUGAUGGAGCAGCCUGCUGCUGGCGAUCCGGCCUCUGCCACAACGGAAAAAAGGGCGCUAAGGAAGCGAACUUGA
Molecule: messenger RNA, 2382 nt
Organism: Beauveria bassiana ARSEF 2860
Lineage: Eukaryota; Fungi; Ascomycota; Sordariomycetes; Hypocreales; Cordycipitaceae
Product: BRCA1 C Terminus domain-containing protein
Exons: 2
Coding region: 1-2382 (793 amino acids)
Biological process (GO): mitotic G2 DNA damage checkpoint signaling; mitotic DNA replication checkpoint signaling; DNA replication initiation
Source: RefSeq, a predicted model, not a curated record